AGGGCGUUAGUUUUUUUCUUGAAUUUACAAACCUAAGAUGAAGCUAUUGAUCACCUUCGCUGUUUGCCUUUUCGGCAGUGCUAUUGCCAAUGUCGAUUGGUCUGAUGUGAAGCCACUACAUGUCGAUCCAGUAGUACCAUUCCAUCCACGUGUAUCGCAUGAUGUACCUGAGGGACGCAUUACCAAUGGCCAAGUCGCUGAGCCUAAACAAUUUCCCUACCAAGUCGGUCUAAGAUUGUACGUUCAAGGUGGUGCAGCCUGGUGUGGUGGUAGUUUGAUCUCCGAUCGUUGGGUAUUGACUGCUGCGCAUUGCACAGAUAGCUUGACUACCGGUGUUGAUGUCUACUUGGGCGCCUGGGAUCGUACCGAUCCCACCGAAGAGAACCAGCAGAUCAUUUUCGUUGCUGCCAAGAAUGUUAUCGUACAUGAAGAUUGGGUAUCCACAUUGAUAGUCAACGACAUUUCACUUAUCAAACUGCCCGUGGCAAUUGAAUUCAACGAUUACAUCCAACCCAUUGCUUUGCCCCAAAAGGCCUCCUCAUAUGACAGUUACGUUGGCAAGCAAGUGAUUGCCUCCGGCUGGGGAAAAAUCAGCGAUGACGCUACCAGUGCCACUGACUUAUUACGUUGGGCUGAAGUGCCCGUUAUGAGCAACUCCGGUUGCAAUGUUUGGUUCUUGGGUUCAGUUAAAAGUACAAAUAUUUGCAUCAAGACUACUGGCGGCACUUCAACUUGCAAUGGUGACUCUGGUGGCCCAUUGGUGUACAACGACGGUGAGAAUACCAUUUUGAUUGGUGCCACUUCCUUUGGUAUUGCUCUCGGCUGUGAGGUUGGUUGGCCAGGUGUGUUCACACGUAUCACCUCAUACUUGGAUUGGAUCGAGGAAAAAACUGGUAUCGUGUACUAAGUAAAUAAAUUAAUAAAAAACAAUUUGUUUGGAAAUUAUUUUUUUCUUUUUGAUACCAAGUAUUUUUCAACUGAAUUGCAUUUUUUUUUGAAAGAGACUUGGUGCCUAAGGGUUGUAGUAAUUUUAAAUAAAAGUUGGAGUGUAA
Molecule: messenger RNA, 1052 nt
Organism: Ceratitis capitata (Mediterranean fruit fly)
Lineage: Eukaryota; Metazoa; Arthropoda; Insecta; Diptera; Tephritidae
Product: brachyurin
Exons: 4
Coding region: 38-907 (289 amino acids)
Biological process (GO): proteolysis
Molecular function (GO): serine-type endopeptidase activity
Source: RefSeq, a predicted model, not a curated record